Molecule: messenger RNA, 519 nt
Organism: Trichomonas vaginalis G3
Lineage: Eukaryota; Parabasalia; Trichomonadida; Trichomonadidae
Exons: 1
Coding region: 1-519 (172 amino acids)
Source: RefSeq, a predicted model, not a curated record
AUGUCAUAUGACGACAAGUACAGACACUUCUCCAUGGCAAAGAUGAGACAAGUUUUAAAUAUUUACAAUAGCCGUAAACAAAAAGGUUUGGGAAACCACUCCCCCGAAGAAAUGAAAAACAACCCUGACUUAGAGAAAGACUAUAUAUUUAACAAUUUAGUCAAAAGAGACAAACAAGAAAGAAUGCCAGGCUUCAAACUUAAGAAAGGUGACAAAGUAAAAAUAGAAAUACCUAAACGCGACCCAUAUGAAAAUACUAUUGACUAUGACAACAAUGGGAACUCGACAGGUACUCGCAUUCGUGUUCGUAAAAAUAGAAGAAAGUAUACAAGAGAAUAUUAUGAAGUUUUAGGCAAACAUGGCAAAAUGUACACACUGCAAGCAGAAGAUAAAACUACUAUUGUCAGACCUCGUUUCAAACUUGUCAAAGUUCAAGGUGGUAUACUUUCAAAGACAGUUCCUAACAAAUAUAAGACAACUCCAGACGAAUAUGCUAAAGAAGUUGAAAAUGACGACUAA